Molecule: messenger RNA, 1692 nt
Organism: Dalotia coriaria
Lineage: Eukaryota; Metazoa; Arthropoda; Insecta; Coleoptera; Staphylinidae
Product: leucine-rich repeat transmembrane neuronal protein 1-like
Exons: 6
Coding region: 88-1554 (488 amino acids)
Molecular function (GO): protein binding
Source: RefSeq, a predicted model, not a curated record
AGUAGAAUAUGUUCUACCGCACACAAAAUCAUUGCUCACUAAACUUUGAGUUUGAGUUUGUGCGUAAUUAGUAUUAAACUGGUCAAAAUGGGCCUAAUUACAGCAGUUAAUAUCCUAAUUAUAUUAUCAUUAAUAUCAAAAGCAAUUACGCAUUCAUCGCCGAUGUGUGAUAAUUGUACUUGCUUGGUGCACGAUGACAAAUUUAUCUUCGACUGCUCACAUUCACCAUAUUUAGUGGUAAAUGAACUCUAUCAGGAUGCUAAUUUUGUGGACAUUUCAAGUGAUAAUCAAACCUUGUAUGACAUUUAUUACUUAAAUAUGACUGGAUUACCAAUUGAGAAUGUGCAUACUAUUUUACCAAACAGUAGUGUGAAAGUACUAGAUUUGACAAAUACAAUGAUUAUGGAUAUAACCAAUGAAGCGUUUAAAAAUCUUCAACAGAUGGUUGAAUUGAAAUUGAGUUAUAAUUUGUUGGAUGGGUUAUCGCCUGAUUUGUUUAAGGGAUUACAACUUGAUGGCAAAGAUUAUCCUCUCAGAUCUUUGAAAAUCCUGCGUUUGGACCACAAUAGACUGCACACAAUCCACAACGAUGCCUUCCAACAUAUUGAACAAACAAUUGAAGAACUAUAUCUACAAAACAACCCUUUAAAAAUCAUCGAUUUGUCCACUUUGCAAGCAAUCCACGGAAUUUUAAAUUUGAGAGUCUUAGACUUAUCCAGCACUGAUAUAAUUACAUUACCGCCAGAUUUUCUACACACUCCUGGAAAACUCGAAGAGUUAUAUUUGAGCAACAAUUUAAUUACUAACGUUACUUGUUUAGGAUUAGGCAUGGCGCACGUAUUGAAAAGAUUGACUUUGAGUGGAAACCCAAUUAUUAACAUCACAGAAGAAACUGCUUUUCCGGAAGUACCUACUUUGGAGUUUUUACACAUGUGUAAAAUGCCUGAGUUGGAAGUAAUUGGUGAUCACGCAUUGUGUGCCUUAACAGGACUGAAAGAAUUGCAUAUGGCUUACAAUCCUAAGCUACAUUCUAUUAGUGAGAGUGCUUUGACACAUGUGGAAACAGGAUCAGAGGCUCCUGUUAUCUCAUAUUUGAAAAAAUUGUAUUUGAGUAAUAAUGCUUUGACAAGAUUGGAAUUGGCAAUGCAUUGGAGUGCUUUAGAAGACUUGGACAUUAAUGGAAAUCCAUGGACCUGCGAAUAUGAAAAUCAAUGGAUUGUUGAUACAUUACUGCCGGUUUAUUGCAAGAUAAAUGAAAAACGAUGCAAAGAAUUAAAAUGUGCUGCACCUAUUGAAAUGGAACAAUAUACUUUCUAUGAAUUACACGAGAAGAAGUAUAAGAUGCGUCGUUUGGAUCAAUAUGGUAAUCAUCCGGAAAACGAUGGAAUUAUUCUUGUUUGUUUCAUGCUGGGUCUUCUGAUUGGUAUUGUUGUUAUCUUGUUCGGUGUGUAUGCAUGGAAACGCCACUGGUUUGGAAUCUUUGACAAGUCGCCGGCUGCUUAUUCCAGGCAGUUUUAUGGUAGGACGACGACCCAAGAUGAAUACAUUGAGUGAAAUACGUAAAUAGAUUAAAAUAUUUUUGGAGCUGUUUUUUUUAUGGUCGUAUGAGUCAGAUUUUAUUUAAAAUAAAUAUUAAUUUAUUUUAAGCUAGCUUCUAUAUGUGUAGGUUUUAAUAAACUGUUGCAUAAGUAA